AUGGAAAAUCUAACAACACUUCCUGGAUUUGUUAGUUCGGCCAGCGAUGGGAGUACUUUUAAUUCUGCUGACGGCGAUUCCGGUGCUCAGGAUAUGUUUGGUGAUUCUCUUUCUCUAGCAGAACUUCGUAAAGCCUAUCCCGAAUUGUAUCAAUUUAUGUGUCAGACAGAUCAAAAUUUUGAGGAUUCCGAAAUUUCCGAGAGUAAAGAGGCAUUUUCCUGGUCCCAGCUUGGCAAGAAUCUAAAGGAUCAGGAUUUUGAACACGACUUUGACAUGUCCCAACUCCUCAAGGAAUCAAGCUCUGUGAAUUCCUUAAUGAUAAUUCGCAAAGCGAUGUCUUCGGUCUUUGAAUGCCUUAAUACUGUCCAUGUUCAAAAGACGCUGAAGCUUCGCCUUGAAAUAAGGGAUUUAUGUUGUAGACUUCAAAACUUGCAGACAAGUCGGGAGAUUGAUCAACGUGAAAUCUAUCGUCUUCAACGCGAGAACGACCGAUAUCGACGAGAAUUAACCCAACAAGCCUCCCGCUACGAAGACCGCAUAACUGAACUGCACGGCGUCCUGGAGGAGUUAAAACGCAAGGCUGCAGAGAUGCAAACGUCCGCCACAUCAGCUGCAUCGGUGGCUGAUGCCACUGUCGGUGUAGACGAUCUUGUGGAAGUUAGUGAUAAUGAUACCGAUGAUGGCCAAGAUACGGAAGGAGCUUGCGCAAACUGCGAAUACGAUACACGAGAAAAUGAAGAUAGGUCCGAUAUCAUGGUAAGAUUUAAAGUCAUUUUUUGCUUUCUUAACUUGAUUCCACUAAAGAGAAUAGUAGAGGGCUAG
This is a messenger RNA of Rodentolepis nana, 822 nucleotides long. The record is from the annotation of a GenBank genome assembly. NCBI's taxonomy places the organism in Eukaryota, Metazoa, Platyhelminthes, Cestoda, Cyclophyllidea, Hymenolepididae.